AUUGGGGCUAUGUCAAGUGGGCUCCAAGCCAGCGCCUGCCCGCUGGCACCAGUCUACGGAGAUCUGGGGAGCUGCGAGGCUGUGCGGCAGGGACGUGUCUGCAAGGCGACUGGCUCGAGGCGGGAAGGGGCGUGUCCGCGCCGCCCGGAGGUCCACCCGGAUCUUGCACGGACCCGGUGGAGUGGCGGGUCCCACACAGCCACGGGGCCAGCUGGGGCGGCGAUAGCCGCACUUCGGAGGAGUGGCGUGGUGAGGCCCAGCCUUCCUGGGUGCGGCGUCUGGGCCCUUCCCAGCUUUCCCUCCCCACCGCGCUCGGUGGUGGCGACCAUUGGAGUUCCGGUUCCGGUUGCUGUGGCUGCGGGCGGGCGGUGAGUCUGGAGCAGGCGCGCAGUUGGUGCUCCGGCUCUGUGCUUUCCCUCUCGGCGUGACUAGGGCUUGCUGCUGCCCGGGGGGCUGUGCUGCCCCUGACUCCCCUCCGGGCGAUGGUGCGGCCUGAGGACGCCUCUAUCCCCCGCCGACGCUGACUCGGGUCCCCAAUCCAUGGCCGCCUCGGCGCCGCCCCCACCGGACAAGCUGGAGGGAGGCAGCGGCCCCGUACCGCCCCCCGCGCCGCCCAGCACCGGGAGGAAGCAGGGCAAGGCCGGUCUGCAAAUGAAGAGCCCUGAAAAGAAACGAAGAAAGUCCAAUACUCAGGGUCCUGCAUACUCACAUCUGACGGAGUUUGCCCCGCCCCCGACCCCCAUGGUGGAUCAUCUGGUCGCUUCUAACCCUUUUGAGGAUGACUUUGGAGCCCCUAAGGUGGGGGGCACAGGCCCUCCGUUCCUUGGCAGUCCGGUGCCCUUUGGAGGCUUUCGUGUACAGGGGGGCAUGGCGGGCCAGGUACCCCCAGGCUACGGCACUGGAGGAGGAGGGGGUCCCCAGCCACUUCGUCGGCAGCCCCCUCCUUUUCCUCCCAACCCUAUGGGUCCAGCUUUUAAUAUGCCUCCUCAGGGCCCUGGCUAUCCGCCCCCAGGCAACAUGAACUUUCCCAGUCAACCCUUCAACCAGUCUCUGGGCCAAAACUUUAGCCCACCUGGUGGGCAGAUGAUGCCAGGCCCAGUGGGGGGAUUUGGUCCCAUGAUCUCACCCACCAUGGGACAACCUCCUAGAGGGGAGCUGGGUCCUCCUCCUCUCCCACAACGCUUUACCCAACCAGGAGCACCUUUUGGUCCUUCUAUUCAGAGACCUGGUCAGGGACUCCCCAGUCUGCCUCCCAACACAAGUCCCUUCCCUGGUCCAGACCCUGGGUUUCCUGGCCCUGGUGGUGAGGAUGGUGGCAAACCCUUGAAUCCACCUGCCCCCACUGCCUUUCCCCAGGAGCCCCACUCAGGCUCCCCAGCUGCUGCUGUUAAUGGGAAUCAGCCCAGUUUCCCCCCUAGCAGCAGUGGUCGAGGUGGGGGCACUCCAGAUGCCAACAGUCUGGCACCCCCCAGCAAGGCAGGUGGAGGCUCAGGGCCCCAGCCUCCCCCAGGCCUGGUAUACCCUUGUGGUGCCUGUCGGAGCGAGGUGAACGAUGACCAGGAUGCCAUCUUGUGUGAGGCCUCCUGCCAGAAGUGGUUCCACCGAGAGUGCACCGGCAUGACCGAGAGUGCCUACGGCCUGCUGACCACCGAGGCCUCUGCCGUCUGGGCCUGUGAUCUCUGCCUCAAGACCAAAGAGAUCCAAUCUGUCUACAUCCGAGAGGGCAUGGGCCAGUUGGUGGCCGCUAACGAUGGGUGACUCUAGUGCCACGGCCUGGGGAAGUGCACCUUUUCCACCGUGCUCUUGCAGAGUGGCCCUCACUCCUUGUCUUCCACUGGCAUCCCACCCCCAUGGGGCAGAAACAUGGUUCCUGGAAGCAGAAAAGGAACUGAGGUGGGCAGGCAGAAGAGCCUGGGUAGCUUGGUUUUGUUGUUGGUUUUUUGUUUGUUUGUUUGUUUUCUGGGAACUUGUGCACUGAGUACCUUUGAGAUCCAGGAAACUAAAGCCUGGUUGCACAGAGCCAUUCCUAGAGUCUUAACUGGAGGCUACAAGAGAAAGGGGCUGGAGGAAGUUUCAGAGGGCAAGAAUGUCCUGUGUGCAGAUGAGAGAUGACCCCAACCCCCGUGCCUACAAUACCUGUAUAGCCCCAUGGCUGCGGCUAUAGCUCUUGGAGCCACAUGUUCAAGGUUUCUUCUUUCCCUGAGAGAGUCCCUUUCCUCGGUUCUGGAAACAAAUGGGAAUUUCUCUCUUUUUCUCUGUCCCUUUGCUUCCCCUGGACCUGAUGUACUCUGUUCUCCUUGGAGCACCAAAUACCUUGAGGAAACAGGAAAGUUCCUAACUAGAGCAAUUGUCUGUCUGGGGCUUCAAGACUGUAGGUAAGAGAUGCUGAGAAGACAUUUUCCUCAUACCAAAGUCACUGGUCCUCUCUCAGCUUCUCUUGUGUUUUUCUCUCAGUGACCAUGUUUUGCCAAAAAUUGGGAUAUGUGGUCUGAGUGACGGGAGUAUUUGAAGUUGGGGCUCCCCUGGAAGUCUGGACUGGAGGUGUAACUACACACACACACACACCCGCGCCUCUGGUGUGCAGUAUGACAGUGCUGUUCUUCAGCUCUUGGUGCCCCCAUUUCCUCUGUCUCGGAGAAACGUUUGGGAAGGCACGAAGCCCUUAUACCUCAUUCCUUCCCUAUUAAAGGAUCCAAGGGAGGCCCUGCCAUGGCUUUGGGGACAUGAGGCUGGGCAGCAGGACCUUCAAAGUCAUGGUACUACAAGCUGAAAGAACCUGACGUUUUCUGCUUACCCUUUUUAAAUCCUGCAAUGUCAUCUUGGGCCUGGUGAUCCAGCAACUAGGCUGGUUGGGUUUGGUUUUGUAGCACUCCCUGCCAGUGAUGGGACUGAGGCCCAACAAGGAGCCUCUCAGGUGCUCCUUUUUCCAGUUAAUCCAAAUGCCCAUUCCUCAAAUAGGAAGGGAAGGCAGGCUUGGGUGUAGCUCUCCUGAGAGAGUUGGAGGUGCCCAGCUUGACAGUGAAGGCUGCCCGCUGGGAUUCCCUGUCUCAGUCCUCAUGUUCCCUGCACAGGGAGAGAGAAGACACUCAGAGUUGGCAGCUUUUCAUGCUGAGGAGGACAAGGGUGGACCUGCUUCUUACUCUGUGCCCCUCAACUCCUACAUGUGACAGCCUCUGCUUAUCUUCGUGUUGUGCUGUGGUUUUGUUCACCCAUUACCUGCCGCUACUUUUGUGUUGAAUUCAUGGUUUGUAAAGUGCUCCCGUGGAGGGUCUAUCCUCUUGUUCCUCUCUGCUACUUUUUGGAAGAAAGUGGGUUGGUGGGGAUGUGGUUACAGGAUCUUUUUGUACGGUUGGAUUAAUAAAAUGACUUGAAAAUCCAAA
Molecule: messenger RNA, 3380 nt
Organism: Arvicanthis niloticus (Nile rat)
Lineage: Eukaryota; Metazoa; Chordata; Mammalia; Rodentia; Muridae
Gene: Pygo2
Product: pygopus family PHD finger 2
Biological process (GO): kidney development; spermatid nucleus differentiation
Source: RefSeq, a predicted model, not a curated record